This is a messenger RNA of Punica granatum (pomegranate), 2486 nucleotides long. NCBI's taxonomy places the organism in Eukaryota, Viridiplantae, Streptophyta, Magnoliopsida, Myrtales, Lythraceae. The record is from RefSeq and is a predicted model, not a curated record.
GCGAAAUUGCAUAACUUACUAAAACGACUCCCCUCCCUCCCCGUCAAACAAGAAAAACGACAUCCCCUUCUCUCUCUCUCUCUCUCUCUCAUCUCUCCUCCGAGAGGAAGAAGGCAAUGGAAUAUUUGCAGAACGAGGGGAUCCACGUUCCUCGGUCGCAGCAGCUCCUUCCUCCAUCCCCCUUCCCCACCACCAUUGCCCUCCGCGCUUGAUCUCCAUUCCCGACUUCUUCCUCUCCUUCACGCCGGAUUUCUUCUGGUGGAGAUCGUAAAUGCUGGAUUAGAGGCGCUUGGCGGAGCUCAUAAGUUGAUGCGAGGCUCUGAGUUAUCGAGGGCGCCAUUCGAGGAACGAUGUCCAUGAGGAGUGAACACCAGACGGUUCAGCUCUCGGUACUGCUCGAGCGAGAAUUGGCUAGCGAGAAGAUCGGUAGGCCCGACAUUGUGUACGGAGAAGCCAGCCAGAGCAAGAAGGGCGAGGACUUUACCUUAGUCAAGAUCGACUGCGAGAGAGUGGUCGGCGAUGCGGACUCCACGUUUUCUGUUUUCGCACUAUUUGAUGGACAUAAUGGGUCUCAAGCUGCUAUAUACUCUCGAGAGCAUCUCCUGGACAAUACUAUAGCAGCCAUACCUCCAGACCUGGACAGGGAUGAAUGGGUGGCAGCACUGCCAAGGGCACUCGUUGCAGGCUUUGUUAAGACUGACAAAGAUUUUCAAGAGACAGCAAAAACUUCAGGAACAACCGUCACCUUUGUCAUUCUAGAAGGCUGGGUUAUAACUGCCGCUUCUGUCGGUGAUUCACGUUGCAUUUUUGAAUCUGCUGAUGGAGAUAUCUAUUAUUUGUCUGCUGAUCAUCGGCUUGAGUGCAAUGAAGAGGAGAGGGAGCGUAUCACAUCAAGUGGGGGCGAAGUGGGCCGGCUAAAUACAGGUGGUGGUGCAGAGAUUGGUCCCUUGAGAUGUUGGCCUGGUGGAUUAUGUCUGUCACGGUCUAUUGGGGACAUGGAUGUUGGGCCGUUCAUUGUUCCUGUUCCUUAUGUGAAGCAAGUGAAGAUGUCUACUGCAGGUGGUCGGCUUAUCAUUUCGAGUGAUGGUGUAUGGGAUGCUUUGAGUGCAGAGAAGGCUUUUGAAUGCUGUCGAGGGAUGCCACCAGAUGCUGCUGCUGCUCAGAUUGUUAAAGAAGCUAUAGAGCCAAAAGGAAUUAGAGAUGACACGACAUGCAUUGUCGUUGAUGUAUUACCACAGGAGAAGCCAGUUGCUCCUUUACCUCCACCCAAAAAGCAGACGAAAGGGGUUCUCAAGUCCAUGUUUAAGAAAAAGACAUCUGAAUCGACUUCUCAGAUUGAUAAAGAAUAUGUUGAACCAGAUGUCGUGGAGGAAUUGUACGAGGAAGGAUCGGCCAUGCUUUCAGAACGGUUAGAUACGAAAUACCCACUGUGCAACAUGUUUAGGUUGUUCACAUGUGCGGUCUGUCAGGUAGAGAUGAAACCUGGAGAGGGUGUAUCUAUACACACCGGGUCAUCUAACCCUGGAAAUUCCAGACCAUGGGAUGGUCCUUUCCUGUGCUCAAGUUGCCAAGAGAGGAGAGAAUUCAUGGAAGGAAAAAGAGCUGUGCCUAGAUAUAAUAGUGACAGUGAUUAGCUGGAAGCCGAUCUAAGAUGGACAAAGCAGUAGCACUAGAUGAAAUGCAUUGGAGUUGAUCGGAAACGGGAGGCUGGGGUCUGUUUGGUUGUUAACUUUUUCAAACUUUGUUUUUCUUUGAACUCUUUCAAACAUCAUUCUGUUUUCAAAAACUAUGUCUGUAACACUUCAUGAAUAUAAAGAUUUAAAUCUGAUUUUCAGUUAAAAAAAAAAAAGAAACUCAAUUAUUUAUUCAUGAAAAUCCAUUUCUUCGUGUCAUUAGGAAUGGAAUACGGGGCAUCCUUUUCUAUUUUUUACUAGAAAGCUAACUUUUGGAUAGGUUUUGUGCCUGUGAAAAUUGGAACAAGGGAAAACAUCUAUGCCAAACAGACCCUUAAGGAUUCUAAUGAACCUAGCUUCGAGUUUCCGUGGGCAAUCAAGCUUUUGGACACACAAUUUCACCCUCGAUGGUUCAACCCAUUGUGGAGUUGAUUCAAGUCGUGAGGCUCAUUUAGAAGAUCGGAGCCUCCCAAGAAUGUUGAAGACUGCGGCAGAUGUGUUAUAGAGACAUAGUAGAGGUAAAUUUUCAUAUCAAUCGUUCACUACAUGGCUACGUCCGUAUGUGUGGACCCAAAAUUAGAGACAGCUCUUUUGUAAUAUUAUAUCGCAAACCGAAGCUUCAUGAGUUUUCGUUUAUACUUCCAGGUUAGGAAAAACUUGUGCAAUCAGCUUGAUGAACUUAGUGUUGGAAUAUUUAGGCAUAAUUUUUUUUUUCCCUUUCAAUUGAUUUCUUGGUUACAACUUCUUAUUCUAUGCCACUGUUGUUAUUCACCAGGAUUAAUUUAUAAUGCCAUGAUAGCAGCUUCAUUGUUA